Molecule: messenger RNA, 748 nt
Organism: Nematolebias whitei (Rio pearlfish)
Lineage: Eukaryota; Metazoa; Chordata; Actinopteri; Cyprinodontiformes; Rivulidae
Product: protein SSUH2 homolog
Exons: 7
Coding region: 209-748 (179 amino acids)
Source: RefSeq, a predicted model, not a curated record
GGGGGAACAGAUUUUCCUAAAUUCAGUACUUCAGCUGAGUGAAGCUCAGUACUUCCUCUUUGUAAAAAAAAAUCUAGCAGUACAGUUCCUGUACUUGGUUUGUGUUGAAAUGAAAAGUAAAUGAUUUAUUCUUUCGUCACAUGACGGUCAGCUUUCCUCGGUGCGGUCACAGCUCGUCUUGACACGGUUGUUUUUAACAGAGCCCCUGAUGGCGCACCAGCCUAUAAUGAGCGGGAGCACCAUUUAUGGGAUACAGAACCCUGGUUACAUGCUGACAGCGCAGGGAGCAGCAGGAAUGCUUGCCCCACCUUCACAUCAGGCCCAGGGCCCCAGCGCUCCUCCGGCCAACAUGUUUGAUGUCCUGCCCGGAUAUGAAGGAACAAUGGCUGGAGGAGGUGGAUUCCUGCCGCCUCCUAUGCCUGCUUUCCCAGCUCCCCAGCCUACACCCGGACCUGAACAACCCCACUGGAACAUCCCGUCUAUCAGUGAAGAAACGGCUCGGGGGGCCUUCAGCCAGUACGCCUCCAGUAAAUGCUGCUACAGUUCAGCACCAGCGAAGGAUGGCGUGAUCAUAAACAUGGAGGCAUUCAACACGUACAGGUACCGUCUGGAAACAUUUACUGAAUCGAGGUGUACAGAAUGGAGUUCUGAGCCAUACAAUGGUUGGAGAGCAAACAUCCAGUGCAGUCCCUGUCGCAGCAGCCGCAGCAGCUCCCCCUCUCCUCACCCCCCUCCUGUCUACAGGUAG